Molecule: messenger RNA, 1451 nt
Organism: Anopheles arabiensis
Lineage: Eukaryota; Metazoa; Arthropoda; Insecta; Diptera; Culicidae
Product: O-glucosyltransferase rumi homolog
Exons: 2
Coding region: 1-1200 (399 amino acids)
Biological process (GO): positive regulation of Notch signaling pathway; protein O-linked glycosylation
Cellular component (GO): endomembrane system
Molecular function (GO): UDP-glucosyltransferase activity; UDP-xylosyltransferase activity
Source: RefSeq, a predicted model, not a curated record
AUGCAUUUUAUUAAAGGCAUAGUGAUAUGUUUAAGUCUCAGCGUGGUCCAAAGCAACACCUCCGACGAAGGAAUGUGUAUGGCCAAGGAGCAAUGCACGGAUCCGGAAGAAAGUACAACUGGCCGAAGCCUUUACUCGGCAGAUUACAACAAAUAUUUCAACGCAAUCGAAACGGCCCUGGCAGGUUACGUUGCCUGCAACAGUACCAAUUGCAACUGUCAUGCGGACGUGCUGAAGGCGGACCUGAAACCGUUCAAAGCACACGGCAUCACAAAGGAAAUGAUAAAUCGAGCCAAACAGUACGGAACCCACUAUCAGGUGAUCGGCCAUAAGCUGUACCGGCAACGGGAAUGCAUGUUUCCGGCCCGAUGUUCUGGCGUGGAGCACUUCGUAAAACCACUGUUGCCGCUCCUGCCCGAUAUGGAUUUGAUCGUGAACUGCCGCGACUGGCCCCAGAUCCAUCGACACUGGAGCAAGGAAAAGAUCCCCGUACUUUCGUUCAGCAAGACGGCUGAAUACCUCGACAUAAUGUAUCCGGCGUGGGCGUUUUGGGAAGGUGGCCCCGCUAUUGCGCUCUAUCCGACCGGUCUCGGGCGGUGGGAUCUGCAUCGGCAAACCAUUACGAAAGCAAGUGCGGACUGGGAAGCGAAGGAACCGAAAGCUUUCUUCCGCGGGUCGCGCACAUCGGAUGAACGUGACCCGCUGGUGCUACUCUCCCGCGCACAACCAUCGCUCGUCGAUGCGCAGUACACGAAAAAUCAGGCCUGGAAAUCACCACAGGACACACUGAACGCGGAACCAGCCCGGGAAGUGACGCUGGAGGAGCACUGCCGCUAUCGUUUUCUGUUCAACUUUCGCGGUGUAGCGGCUAGCUUUCGCUUUAAACACCUUUUCCUGUGCCGUUCGCUCGUAUUUCACGUGGGCGAUGAGUGGCAAGAGUUUUUCUAUCCCUCGCUCAAACCGUGGGUACACUACGUGCCCGUCCCGGUUCGCAGCACCCCGGAGGAGCUGGAAGCUUUGAUAACAUUCUUUCACGAGCACGAUCAGUUGGCGCGUGCCAUUGCCGAGAGAGGAUAUGAACACAUUUGGAACCAUCUGCGCAUGGCGGAUGUAGAGUGUUACUGGAAGAAGCUGCUAAAGCGAUACGGCAAGUUGAUACGCUAUACAGUAGAGCGCGAUUUCACUUUAAUUGAAGUAUGAAGCGACAUGAUCAAAAACGAAUGAACGGUAUUAUGUUUGUGACAAUUUGCUGCAGGUAACAAGAAGACACUCUCUGACAAAGUCUGUACACGCAGUAGAUGUAAUUCAACGCAAGAUUUCAUUUGAUAAGCCCUCCCCCAGCGGUUCGAAAGGGAAGUGAAAAAGCAUUAUGAAUCAAUGCUUUCAAAUAAAUUGAUGUAGCAAGGAUUGCAUGGCCAAACAUUCCUAACCGCGCAAUGAAUGAAAGGUUA